AUGCGCGUUCCUCAUUUACACUAUUUAAGUACCUGGCGGUGGCUUCUGCAGCUUCAGGCUCCAGCGCCAUUUGUAAUGCAUCCAUGGGGACUUUUAGCUGCAUUAUUGCGAUCACCAAGUCGCCUUUUAGAUGGCGUAACGGUCUCCCAUCAUCGCUAUCUAGACCGUAUCGCGGCUUCAAUUACACAAAAUCCUGUGUUGUUUCCCAAUGGAUUUUUCUCAGAUGGAUGGGGCGAUUUAAACACGUUUCAACGAAUACGUGAGCUUUUACAGACUCGACGCAUGAGUGACGUUGUAAUGCUAAAAGAUGGCGAACUAGCGUGGGGUAAAGUUAAAAAGCUGUUGAAUGCUAAAGUUUCUAUAAGAGAAGGCAAGUUUCGAAGCACAUUGGAGGAUGCAAAGCAAUUGCUACCUGUGGAAAGUCAAGAUGCAUUGUGUGAAUUGGUCACGCCACUAGAGUGGAUACAGGAUGAAAGCAUUCCACAAGGAGGACGUGAUCGACCUUUAGUGGUGUUACUACCAGGAACGGGAGAGCAUGGGUUUCUACAUCGAAGGACGUCCGUUGCCAUUCCGCUGGCAAGACACGGGAUUGCAUGUUUGAUUCUGGAAGGCCCUUACUAUGGAAAGCGCAAACCUUGCGAUCAAAAAGGGUCAAAGUUACGCAAGGUCAGUGAUUUACCAAUUCUCGGUCAAGCAACAAUCGAAGAAGCUAAGUCAUUAUUGGCAUACUUUCGUGACUAUCACGGGUUUUCGCAAUUAGUAGUCGCGGGUAAUAGUAUGGGUGGAUUGCAUGCUGCGAUGGUUGCAUCAGUCUUUCCUGGAGACGUAGGAGCCACCGCUUGGUUGGCUCCACCAUCAGCUGUACCUGUGUUUGCAGAUGGGCUACUAUCUGGAUCUUGCAAUUGGCGCUCGUUGUACAAGCAACACGAACUACAGUUGCUCGAUAAAAUGCUAACCGGACAUUCUGUUGUCGAGUCCUAUGUAAGACUAGUUACUUCUGGCUCAACCAUCGAAAAAGAGCGAGAUGCGGUAAUUGAUGCAAAGCUGGAUCCGGUUCAGGAAGCCAAAAAACGAAUGAGGCUAUUCCUCUCGAUCACGGACAUCGAUAAUUUUAGACCUCCAAGACGUUCAGAUGCUGUAGUCUUUGUAUACGGAUCGGAAGACGAAUACAUUGGCUUCACAGAGCCUCAGUGGCAGCGCAUGCGCGAGCGAUGGAGACGAGCACAUUUUCGAGCUAUCAAAACGGGGCACAUUAGUGGCAUUCUGCUGGAGCAAGAAGCUUAUCGCAAAACGAUUUUAGAAGUCGUUCACCUCUUGAAAGAGAAAGGAGCAACAACGAAUUACUCGUCGUAA
Molecule: messenger RNA, 1353 nt
Organism: Plasmopara halstedii
Lineage: Eukaryota; Oomycota; Peronosporomycetes; Peronosporales; Peronosporaceae
Exons: 5
Coding region: 1-1353 (450 amino acids)
Source: RefSeq, a predicted model, not a curated record